GCUGCCCCCGGGACGGACACGCGGAGGAGGAGCCCAGCCGCCCGCGCCCCGCCCCGGCCCCGCCCCUGUGCGGGGUCCCAGGCGGGGCUGCGGUCACCCCCGGGCCCAGAAAGGGGGGGUCGGGGCGGUCCCUGGCUGGGAGGGUGGAGUCAGCGCCCUCCGGCCAGACCGCGGGCUGCGCUGUCCGAGCACUGCUGCGCCUGCCCACCUGCCCAGGGCCCCAGCCCAGCCGUGACCAUGACCCUGGCGGCCUCCUCCCAGCGCUCCCAAAUCAUCCGUUCCAAGUUCCGAUCUGUGCUCCAGCUGCGGAUCCACCAACGGUAUCAGAAGCCCAGCCACCCAAGGCCCUUCAGCACCUCUCCUGCCUCUGAUCCAGAUCCCUGGAUCUCAGCCUCGGAUCCAGCUGGAGCCUCAGCCCCAGCCCUGCCCUCGGCCCCCAGCUCUCUGCUCUUCAGCCCGGGGGGCCUGCUCCCUGAGCCAGAAUACAGACCCUGGAAGACCCAGAAAAAGGCCUCUCUACACUGGCAGGAACCCAAGCUCAAGGCAAACUUGACCUACCAUCAGUACAUGCCCCCGGAGUCAAGACGGGAGUCCAGGGCAGAGCCCCAGGCUGAAGGGUCAGUUCAGCCCCCCUCGGGGCCACCUUUGUGGAAAGGGACAAAGUCACAGCUGCCACCUCCUAGGAUGAAGCCCACCCCCUUCACUCCCUCCCCACCCGGGAUCCCCUGCCCUUCGCCUCCUCCGCACAAGCUGGAACUGCAGACCCUGAAACUGGAGGAGCUGACGGUCUCCGAGCUCAGGCAGCAGCUGCGCCUGCGGGGCCUCCCGGUGUCCGGGACCAAGUCGAUGCUCCUAGAGCGCAUGCGCGGCGGCAACCCGGCCCGCGAGCGGCCCAAGCCUCGGCGCGAGGAUAGUCCGGCGGGUGGUCCUUGGCCGCGACUCAGACCCAAGGCGCAGGCGGCGGCCCGCAGGCAGGGCUCGUCCAAGCCCAGCCCAGAGUCUCACCCACCUCCUCGAGCCAAGAAAACCCCAGUGACAGCUUCGGUCGGGGCUCCGACUCGGGCUCAGACGGCAGCCCCAGCGCUGACGCCUUCCCCUGCACCAGCUUCGGCCGCUCUGACACUGGAGGAGGAGUUGCAGGAGGCGAUCCGUAGGGCACAGUUGCUUCCAAACCGGGGCAUCGAUGACAUCUUGGAGGAUCAGGUGGAACCAGAAGACCCGCUGCCCCCCAUUCCCCUGGACUUCCCUGGCUCCCUGGAUGUGCUGUCCCCCUCCCCGGACUCCGAAGGCCUCUCGUCCGUCUUCUCUUCCUCCUUUCCCUCCCCAGCUAACUCCCCAUCCCCAGCUCCUGUGGGGCCCACUGACUCCCUGGACUGGCUGGAGGCUCUGAGUGGGGGCCCCUCCCUGGACUGCACCCCACCGGCCCCCAGCAUUUUCUCUGCAGACUUAUCUGACUCUACUGGCAGGCGGCUGUGGGACCUGCUGGGUGACCCCUGGUGAUGGCUUCCUGGGGGUCUUAGGGACCCAGAGCCAGUGGGGGUGAGGAGGUCACAGAAAGAAACUCUCUUGGGGGGGGGAGGGUGGAAGGAGCAGGGGUGCCCCUCUGGCCACCUUGAGAGACACAGAAUCAGAGAACCCCUCCUCUUCACCUGGCCCUACCCCUGAGCUGCUGCCGAUGUGCCAUCCCCUGGCUUUUGCCCAACUGCCCUGCUUGUGGGCCCCCCGCAGCUGUGUGGCAAGGGGCACGGAGUUGUUCUGAGCUGCCGGCCAGGCAAACAUAAUGCUUGCUGCUUUCUUCAGA
This is a messenger RNA of Erinaceus europaeus (western European hedgehog), 1801 nucleotides long. It is a transcript of the gene MAMSTR, whose product is annotated as MEF2 activating motif and SAP domain containing transcriptional regulator. The record is from RefSeq and is a predicted model, not a curated record. Gene Ontology annotation, biological process: regulation of transcription by RNA polymerase II. Gene Ontology annotation, cellular component: nucleus. Lineage: Eukaryota; Metazoa; Chordata; Mammalia; Eulipotyphla; Erinaceidae. Bases 238 to 1500 code for a protein of 420 amino acids. Gene Ontology annotation, molecular function: transcription coregulator activity. The transcript is spliced from 10 exons.